Molecule: messenger RNA, 1464 nt
Organism: Penicillium canescens
Lineage: Eukaryota; Fungi; Ascomycota; Eurotiomycetes; Eurotiales; Aspergillaceae
Product: polysaccharide deacetylase family protein
Exons: 3
Coding region: 1-1464 (487 amino acids)
Biological process (GO): carbohydrate metabolic process
Molecular function (GO): hydrolase activity, acting on carbon-nitrogen (but not peptide) bonds
Source: RefSeq, a predicted model, not a curated record
AUGCAUAGCUUAUUCAUAGGCUCUAGCAUCGCUCUUUCUCUUGUUCUCACCACUACAGCCCUCUAUCAUAGACCGGUCGACCACGGUCACUGGAAUGAACUCCUAGACACCCUAAAUACAUCACACAAGCAGAAGACAGGGCUUCCCUUUGUUAUCGAUACCUUCCAGAAUCCAACCCACAAUGAUCUGGGAUUUUGGCACGGCUCUGGCGAGAAUCUCUCAGUGCAACAUGGACCGGGGUUCAUCCGUCUGUUCCCAAAAGACCCAGACCAGAACUUCCACACGCAAUUCGAUUCCAACACUUGCUACAGCCUGAUGCCAUGGUACAAUGAUCUCCUUCAUGUCGUCUUCGAAGGCACAGAUAAAUUCAGCGUCUCAUUAAACCAACACAAUGACGAAUGCAAUCCACGACGCAGUCCCUUCCCCAGCAUCGCAGAUUCAGUCCAAGCAGAGCGAUACGUGGUACGCACAGACUCUGAGGAGUCGCGCGAUGAUAAUUGGGACUAUGAAGAUGAUGACUACGAUGAAGAUGAUGAUAUGGAUAUGGUUACCCCGAGAGACACGCAUGGCAAGCUUGGGAGACAUUGUCAGAACGGUCGACGACCCAAGCAUGCCAAAGGUAGUGCCAGAAUUCCAGUAGGCCGUCGUGACCUCUAUAUUCCCCUCACUCACUUCGAGAUCGAUUUCAAUCGGGUUGUCUCUGUUUCUUUCCAUGGCUUCUAUACCGAAGAACCCAUGACGCUACAUCGCGUUGAGAUCGUUUCUGCUGUCCCAGUGCCAUCGCCAGAGAAUGGUCAUUUUCGUUUGCCUGGCAAGCUGCCAAGUGGGAGGUUGGUGCUUCGUUGUUCGCGUCCGAACUCGUUUGCUUUUGGCAUCGAUGAUGGGCAGCCUCAGUUCUCUCAGAGGGUCAUGCGUAUCCUUGACGAGGAGGAUGUGCGAGUGACUUUUUUUGUUGUUGGGGUUGGACUCAGAGAUCGGUCGUCGAAUUUCACUGCGUUCUAUAAGGAGAUGUUGAAGAAGGGUCAUCAGAUUGCGCUCCAUUCGAACACUCAUCCGAAGAUGGAAUCACUUCCCACCGUUGGUCAAAUUGAUGACGAGAUUAUCCAAACGAUACAGGUAUUCAAAGACCAACUGGGUAUUGAGUCUUCAUACUUCCGACCACCGUUCGGCACAGUAGCAGCACGCCUACGCCAGCAACUCUCUCGACACAUUGCAAACCCCUACAUCGUGAAUUGGAGCGUGGACGUCGAGGAUUGGCUAUGGGCCAAUACAUCCUCACCAGAGAAACAACUGGAUGCAUUCUACCGCGGUGUGGCAAAUGGUGGAAACCUCGCUGUGAUGCACUACCUUAACCCGACUACAAUUGGGUAUCUCCCACAGUUCAUUCGGCAUGUGAAGAGCGCUGGGUAUCACAUUAUGCGCAUUGAUCAGUGUUUGGAGGAUGCGUCCGCUCCGCCACUGUGA